CAUCUACUUACUGUCCACGUUCCACGUUAACCUAACACCCAUCGAAACCACCAAAAAACAAGAAACAACCCCACUCUACAGACAUACAUACAUACAUCAUGGAUAAGCUCUCCGGACUCGCCUCGAAGCUGGGUGGAAGCGGCGGCGGCAGCAGCAGCAGCAGCUCCAACAAUGCGGGCGGGGCCCAGCAGGAGGACUACGUUGAUAAGGGCCUCGACUCGCUCGAAAGCAAGUUCGGCGGGGGUAAGGUCGAUCCGCACUCGGCCAAGAUGCGCUCCACCAACGAGAAGAUCACCGACACCGCGCGCGAGAAGUUUGAGAGUAUCACGGGCAAGAAAGUGCCCUCGAAGAUCUCGAACUAAUCAAUUAAGUAAUUCCUCUUAAUCAUUUAAUGUCAUGUCCAAGAUGAAUUAUACAUUAUACCAGUCGGAGGGAUGGACAGGUUGUGAUAUGAUAUGAUAUGAUAUGAUAUGAUCUUUCAUGCUACGAUGUACUUAUCUCCUCCCCCCA
Molecule: messenger RNA, 510 nt
Organism: Aspergillus heteromorphus CBS 117.55
Lineage: Eukaryota; Fungi; Ascomycota; Eurotiomycetes; Eurotiales; Aspergillaceae
Exons: 3
Coding region: 99-362 (87 amino acids)
Source: RefSeq, a predicted model, not a curated record